Rhagoletis pomonella (apple maggot) is the source of this 1650-nucleotide messenger RNA. RefSeq names its product gastric triacylglycerol lipase-like. Lineage: Eukaryota; Metazoa; Arthropoda; Insecta; Diptera; Tephritidae. The record is from RefSeq and is a predicted model, not a curated record.
GCAAAUUUCAACAAUUUGACUACUCUUCGAAGAGUGAAAACUUACGACAUUACAAAAGCCAAAAACCGCCGGAAUAUAAUCUAUGCAACGUCCGCGUUCCAUUGCAGUUGUUUUUUGGCACACGUGAUAUAAUCCUGACAAAGAAGGACCUCGAACAUCUGACCCGGAAGCUGGUGAAUGCCAAAUAUAAAUUACAUGAAUUACGCGGAUUAAAUCACAUAGACCUAUUAUACUCUACGGUAGCGCCACGCCUAAUUUACAAGCAUAUUAUCAACAAUAUCAGUCAUUUAUUUUCCUGAAAAUGCGGCAAUAUAUUAUAAUUCCCCGAGAGUAGAUAUGUAGUUGUAAAUUAUAAUUAUAAAAGAAUAUAGUUUUAGAUUUAGAUGGGCGUUCGUUAACGUUAAUUUACAUUCACAUUGUGGGAAAAUAUUUUUUUAAACCAGUAAAAGUUCUUAAAUUUAGAAAUUGAAAUUGCAAAUUGUCUGCAGUGUGGUAAGGCAAGGUGUGUGUUUUUCGCGCCAGCUAGUCUUCUAAUUACCGCCAUUUAUUAUUUCACAAAAGUUAAGCUGACAUCUUUGUAUUCUCUCUCAAUCUCCGCACUGCAAAACAGAUCCCAAAAUCCUCACUGAGUCUGCUGCUGUGGAUGUUUGCUUCGGACCUUCGGUCUCCCCAAUGCGCCUUACAUCAUUUUGUAAACGAUUGAUGAUCUUGUAGGGCCCCAAGAACUUAUAAGCAAACUACAAGCCUGGGCGCUGCUGCGUCUGGCGAAUGGCGACUAUAUUUACUUCUUGGUACAGUGGUGCACUCAUUUUCUAAACUUCGCCUAUUCUAUUCUUGGCUGUGCAUAAUUUUAUCAUGAGCAUUCUUGCGCAAAUAGUUCUGAUAACCGCCGGUCGUCCUUAACAUAUGCUUCGACUCCGAACAAAUGUCUUAAUGGUGUAGUUGCAGUACUUCGGUGCGUUGUAUUCAACAGUCUCUAGUGACGGUACCAUUUAUCAGGUUUCGGAGGAGAUAACUUUUCAAUAAGUGGAAUCAGCGUAUGAUUCACCUUUUCGAUUUGAACAUUAGCUUGCGGGAUGCGCGUCGUCAUUAGCUCGUGACGAAUUUCUUAAUCACGGCAAUAUGCAGGAAAUUCCUUCGAUGUGAACUCAGCGACUCUGUCACUAACGAUGCGUCUGGUAAAAGUACUAGCUUACCUUCAUAGUCUUUCGAUCACCUCAACCGUUGUUAUUGAUUUCGUCGCAUACAGCCAAACAAACUUAGUGAAUGCGUCGAUGACUGCAAAAAUAUGUUUGUAGGACUUUCUCGUCGAUGGGAGUGGGCUCCUUAUUGUUUGGAUUAAAAAAUCGUCCAGGUUUAUCAGUAUUCCGUUCAGAUAAGAUGCACGACAAGCAGAUCUGGAUGAUCUUCUCAAGUUUCCGUUACAAACCUGGGAUUCAAUAAACAUCUUCGACCAGUGUCUAUGUCUUUUCAACAGAAAAGUGCCCUCGCUCGUGUGCCUUCCGAAUAACCUACGCCUGCAUUGACUUUUGUACAAAGAUGCGUGAUUCAUCCCCUACGUCUUUGUACAAUAGUCCUCGCCAAAGGCUAUAGCCGCCAUGCACACCUUUAUCUGCUAAUGCUAUCUUCUCAUCAUUGUAUAGGCUUACA